Messenger RNA from Lasiodiplodia theobromae, 933 nucleotides. RefSeq names its product Sporulation protein Sps19. The transcript has 5 exons. The coding region runs from base 1 to 933 and encodes 310 amino acids. Gene Ontology annotation, biological process: fatty acid catabolic process. The record is from RefSeq and is a predicted model, not a curated record. Lineage: Eukaryota; Fungi; Ascomycota; Dothideomycetes; Botryosphaeriales; Botryosphaeriaceae. Gene Ontology annotation, molecular function: 2,4-dienoyl-CoA reductase (NADPH) activity.
AUGCCUAUCCCCAAACACGAGUACUGGGACUUAUUCGGUGUAGCAAACAAGGUCGUCUUCUGUACCGGAGGUGCCGGCACCAUUUGCAGCGCUCAAGUCCGCGCUCUGGUGCAUCUCGGGGCCAACGCCGCCAUCGUCGGCCGCAACGUCGAGAAGACGCAGAAUGCCGCCGCCGAUAUCGCUACCUGCCGCCCCGGCGCGAAGGUGCUGGCCCUGGGAGGCGUUGACGUGAGGAAGCCUGAGGAUCUGCAGGCCGCCGCCGACAAGACCGCGAAGCAGCUCGGCAGCAUCGACUUCGUCAUUGCCGGAGCCGCAGGAAACUUUCUGGCACCCAUCUCGCAGCUGAGUCCGAACGCCAUGAAGUCGGUCAUCGACAUUGACGUUCUGGGCUCCUACAACACCGUCAAAGCCACGCUUCCCUAUCUACUUGAGUCAGCGGCGAAACAUAGGACAGACGGCAAGACUCCUCCGGCAAACGGCACUGGCGGUCGCAUCAUUUUUGUCUCGGCCACCCUUCAUUACUCCGGCACGCCGCUGCAGGCCCACGCCUCAGUCGCAAAGGCCGGCGUCGACGCCCUCUCGGCCGCCAUGUGCAUCGAACAGGGCCCGCUCGGCGUGACUUCGAAUGUCAUCGCCCCGGGCCCCAUCGCUGGCACUGAAGGCAUGCAACGCCUGUCGAAGCUCGAUUCGGCCACAAAUCCAGGAAAGGGCAUUCCCAGCGGCCGAUGGGGCACCGUCAAGGAGAUCGCGGAUGCUACCGUCUUCUUAUUCAGUGACGCGGCCAACUAUGUUAAUGGCGACGUGAUCGUGGUCGAUGGCGGUGCGUGGCGCAUGCCUGGCACUAAUCCCGGCCAGGAGUUUCAGUACCCCGACUUCCUCAUUAACGGAGAGGAGGUAACCGGAGUCAAAGGUAUGAAGAAAUCGAAGUUGUGA